AUGGACCCUGUGUGGACUCCGAAAAGCACCAGAAAGAAACUUCGGCUUGUGGAUUCUGACACAAUUUCUGAAUCCAGUAAAGUGGAAGAGCAUGCAUCCGGCUGCACCACAAGGCAACGCAUUCCACCGCACCAGGUUGCAAAAAUCACACAAUAUGCAGCUGGAUCCAUAAUGAUGGCGUAG
Messenger RNA from Ascoidea rubescens DSM 1968, 183 nucleotides. RefSeq lists its product as uncharacterized. The transcript has a single exon. The coding region runs from base 1 to 183 and encodes 60 amino acids. Lineage: Eukaryota; Fungi; Ascomycota; Saccharomycetes; Ascoideales; Ascoideaceae. The record is from RefSeq and is a predicted model, not a curated record.